UGUAAUUAUUGCAACAUCAUGGAUGGAGAUGUGAUAUUCCAUUGCCAACCCAACUACCCGAGAAAACUCUCUGGGCCGCUUCCACCGUACUAAAAUCCACUGUUGCCUCCAAAUCUACUGGCAUAAAUCAGCACCGUCCAUCUCUUCGAUUCCAUAGAGUUGUUUAGCUGUGAUGGAAUGGAAGUGGCUUUUGUAUACUCUUUGGAAUGUAAUUUAUUUACUUACAAAAGAUUUUGUUACUCUGGUGAAAGCCUGAAGCUAAAAAACCACUCUCUUAGAAGGGUAAUUCAGCCUGAAUUUUCAAAUCCUGUUGGUGAGAGUACACUUCUAUGGCGAAAGUGAACUCAAAUCCUAGUAAAGCAGAAAACACUGCUAAAUUAUCUAAUCAAAAGAAACGAAAGAGGUACCAACCUGGUUCUCUUAGACGGUCCGACCGGAUUAUGAACUUGCCUUCCGGCAACCAGGAAAUACAACCUGUGGUUGAAGCGAUAACUGUAAUCGAAAGUGAUAACGAAGAUGAGGAACAUACUAGUGUGGGAGAUGAAGUACCUGAACUUAACAAUGCUAAUGUAGAGGAAGAACAACCAGAGCCAGCCUUAAACAAUAAGAGUGUGGAAGAAAAAAUUGACUAUAUUGCACAGCUAUUGGAAUCCCAACAAAAUGUUAAAGUUAAGGAGGAGUGCUUCCCAAGUGCCAGCCCAAAUAUGACAUACAAAAGCUUGUAUGUAGAUGCUCAAAAUAAGAUUAAGGCUUUGACAAAUGAGAACCAUGAGCUUUCUCUGAAGUUGGAAGUUGCUCUUGCAAAACUUGAAGUGUAUGAGAAAGGAAGUUCUGUUUUUUCUGAACUGAUGGAGAAGAUGAAGGAUGUUAUCGUUAUGUCAAGUUUGAUGAAAGCUACUGAAACAGCAGUCAACAUAUCAUCUGAAGCAAUACGCAAGGCUCUUUCUGCUCAGGGUGUUGUUCGAAAACCUGAAACUUCGGCUAAGAAAAAUAAGAAGAAAUGACGGAACCGAAGUUCAUCUGAUUGUCUACUUAUUGUAAAAGUGUACCAUGUAAUAUCUUCAAUGUUAGAAUGUGUUCUUUUAGUUAUAACCUAGGCUUUUUUAGUUCUCUUUUCAUAAUCACUAAGUUUGCAUGAUCAAGAUGAUGUACCAUUAUUGCUUCUUGUUACCAGGAAGCGACUCUUGAUCCAAAUCAUAUUCAUAUCAGUUUGCACCAUGAAAAUUUGGGGUAUUUUGCUACUUCAUUAUAACAGUUUGCGGCAAUCAGAUUUGCAUUUUCA
Molecule: messenger RNA, 1282 nt
Organism: Ziziphus jujuba (common jujube)
Lineage: Eukaryota; Viridiplantae; Streptophyta; Magnoliopsida; Rosales; Rhamnaceae
Exons: 5
Coding region: 330-1004 (224 amino acids)
Source: RefSeq, a predicted model, not a curated record